This is a messenger RNA of Penicillium roqueforti, 615 nucleotides long. RefSeq lists its product as uncharacterized. The coding region runs from base 1 to 615 and encodes 204 amino acids. Lineage: Eukaryota; Fungi; Ascomycota; Eurotiomycetes; Eurotiales; Aspergillaceae. The record is from RefSeq and is a predicted model, not a curated record. The transcript has 2 exons.
AUGGCUAUCCCUCAUCAAACGUCCUCGAUCACCAAGGCUGCAGCUUCAGCAGUGAUCACCCCAGGCCCCGAGCUCCAGUGUUCGAAUGGACAAACCGCCGUGUACACGACAGACUGCACAUUAGGAAUUCCAGUUUCGUAUUGCUCCAGCCCAGAGCCUCCAAUCGAGUGCUCGCAGGGAUUCUUCCCGUCUGUUUGGCAUCCAGGUCAUUGCAUAGAGCAAUCGACCUGUUUCCCACUCAACGCACCCUGGAUUACCACCGAGUGCUCGAACGGGGGUAUUCCGUAUACGACGUCGACCUUGUAUCAGGGCACGUUGGCGGGAGGUGAAUCAACUGUGAUCAGCGUCGUCUCCUGCUCUUGUGCUGCAAACCAAUGGUACAGCAUGACCCUACUGCCAGGCUCGUCGAACUAUGACACCUUCUGUAUGCCACACAGCUCCUGUCCACCGGGUAUGACAACCUCCAUCUCGAUCAAUGAGUACUGUGCCACUCAGCCGGCGAGCGUUUGCUCGGACAUACCUUUGGAAACAGACUUUUGUAAAUGUGCUUCUACGGCGCAGACUCCGGUUUAUCCUGACUCGCCUGGUGCUACUCCAACUGGGUGCGAGUUUUGA